AUGAGUACUAAAAGAAAACAAAAGAAUAUUGAAUAUGAACGAAGUAUAAGUAGUCAAGAAAGUGAUGGGAUCUUUAAAACUCCAAUGAAUACAAGAUCAAGAAAAGGUUCUGUAUCAAGUACUUAUGUAACACCAAAGAAACUAAUAAGGCAGAAUUCUAUAGUAAAUAAACAAAAUAAUGAAAAUAACAGUGGUCCAAUAUUAAUUUUUGAAGGGUUAAUAUUCCCAAUAGUAUUAUUUAAUACUAUGGGUAUUUUUGUAGUAUUAUUGAUAUUAAUUUGUAUAUCUUUAUAUGAAUCUAAUAAUUGGUUAGAUUUAUUUACAGAUUUUUCAUCAUAUAUUCAUUCUUCUGAAUCUCAAUUAAUAGAAACUGAAACUGAUCUUUCAUUUGGAGAGGAUGUUAAAUUGGAAGUACAAGAAGCUUUUAAUGAAAUAUAUGGAGAAGGUAAUAGAGGUAUAUAUAAAGAUGAAUAUGAAGAUUUAGAUGAAUUAUCAUAUAUAUUUGGAAAUAGAAGAUAUUUUAAUAAUGAAUCAAAAAAUAAUACUAUUGAAAAUUAUUUAAAUAAUAAUAUCUUUUCAUUAAAACAAGUAAUAGAUUUAUCUAUAAAUAAAGGGAAAUCAAAAAUAAAUAAAAUACCUUAUCCUUUAACUGAAAUACAAUUUUUUGAUAAUAUUGACUUUCAAAAGGGAAUUUCAAAUUUUUUUUAUAAAAUAAAAAAAAAUAUAUUUUCAUAUUUUCAAGAAUUAGUUGAUACAAAUAAAGAAUUAAAAUUUUUAAUAAAUGAACAAGUUUAUUAUUUAUUAGAUUUUUCUCCAGAAUAUGAAUUAUUAUUACCAAAAAUUUAA
Molecule: messenger RNA, 846 nt
Organism: Cryptosporidium muris RN66
Lineage: Eukaryota; Apicomplexa; Conoidasida; Eucoccidiorida; Cryptosporidiidae
Exons: 1
Coding region: 1-846 (281 amino acids)
Source: RefSeq, a predicted model, not a curated record